AUGUGGAGGAGGCUGAAGCAGACUGUGUUUUCUUUCAUCCCUUUUAACCCUAUACUUUGUCCUGGUGGCUCACACUAUGCACUUUUUGAUGCAAGACCACACGUGCAAGACUGGGGAGAGUCGAUUAGGUUGCGGCACCUGUAUACAGCGAGGAAACAGGGACAAGAAAGCUUCUUCCUCAGGAUACACAACGAUGGCAGAGUAGAUGGAGAUCGUCAGCAAAGUUCUCAAAGUUUACUUGAAAUCAGAGCAGUUGCAGUUGGAAUUGUUGCCUUUAAAGGUUACCAUAGCUCCCUGUAUCUGUGUAUGGAUGCUGAUGGCAAACUUUAUGGAAUGGACAAAUAUUCCCCAGAAGACUGUUCAUUUAAAGAGGAACUGCUUCCGGAUGGAUACAACAUGUAUAAAUCACACAAACAUGGGAUAGCAGUGUCCCUAAUUAAGGACAAGCAAAGGCAGCAAAACAGAGGAAAGGGAUUCCUGCCGCUCUCCCACUUCCUCCCCGUGAGGAACUGGUUUCCCUUGGACGACAUAAGUUCACCUGAUGAGAAAGACUAUGAAUAUCCUCAUCAAUUUAAAGAAAAAAUAGCUCCUUUUAUUGACACUAUGGAUGUUUUUGGACUUGAAGAUCUCGCAAGUUAUAAUAAGUAA
This is a messenger RNA of Bombina bombina (fire-bellied toad), 648 nucleotides long. RefSeq names its product fibroblast growth factor 19 (gene FGF19). The transcript is spliced from 3 exons. Gene Ontology annotation, biological process: positive regulation of protein phosphorylation; positive regulation of gene expression; regulation of cell migration. Gene Ontology annotation, cellular component: cytoplasm. Gene Ontology annotation, molecular function: fibroblast growth factor receptor binding; growth factor activity. The record is from RefSeq and is a predicted model, not a curated record. Lineage: Eukaryota; Metazoa; Chordata; Amphibia; Anura; Bombinatoridae. Bases 1 to 648 code for a protein of 215 amino acids.